Molecule: messenger RNA, 1536 nt
Organism: Symbiodinium sp. CCMP2592
Lineage: Eukaryota; Dinophyceae; Suessiales; Symbiodiniaceae
Source: the annotation of a GenBank genome assembly
AUGCAGCUAUCUAACCAAUCUAGCAUUGCCUCGAAGGGGACCUCCUCACGACAAGACACCAGAAGCAACCGAGCAGCGUGGACCAGAACAGAACCUCUCAGGUUCUGCCGCUGCGGCCUGGAGUUCUGUUCAGAAGCGUGCUUCGUAUCUGCAUGGCAUUCGGAGCACCAGCUAGCAUGCCCACAGGCUGCUCAGAUCAAGGAGGAUCUGGAGGCACGGAAGAACAGCGGCCUAGGGGAGCGGAGCACUACGGGUCAGCUUGUGGCCGUGGCUCUCUCCAGGACACGCCCGGCAGACUUCGGCGGACAGCUGCAGGUGCCGAGCGCGGAGACCAAGGGCGUGGACGACUCAGCCAAGAGUGGAGGCAGCUCCCCAGCUGCUGAAAAGGAUGCCCGUGGUACCACUGCGAAAACGAAGGACUUGCUUGCAGGUAUCCAGAGAUGGAGACGCGAAAGCCAAGCGAACUUCCAGACUGUCGGAGAUCCCAUUGGCAACGGCUCUUAUGGGCAGGUCACCAGGGUCCGCCACAAGGACACCGGUGAGAUCUUUGCGAUGAAAGCAGUCCCCAAGCAGAAGAUCCGAGAUCAAGGCAUGCUAGCUUACCUCAUGCGCGAAAUUCGGACGCAGAUGCAACUCACCCACCCAUGCAUUGUGCAGUUGCACUACUACUUCGAAGAUGAGCACCAUGUGCUUCUUUUGCUGGAGUAUGCCAACGGUGGCUCCCUUUUCUCUCUUCUAAGGCAACAUGGCCAGCUACCUGAAGCUGAAGCGGCGAGGUACUAUGUUGAUGUGGCCCGUGCUCUCAUGCACUUGCACAAGCAUGGGAUUGUGCACAGGGACUUAAAGCCGGAGAACAUCCUCAUGUGUGGCGACCCUCCGACAAAGGCCAAGCUUGCGGACUUCGGUUGGUGCGCAGAGCUCGAGAAAGGCGGCGCGCCGCGGAACACAUUCUGCGGUACGUGGGACUACCUCUCCCCGGAGAUGGUGGAGAACCAGCCUCACAACAACAAAGUCGACAUCUGGGCCACAGGUGUUCUCCUGUUCGAGAUGCUGACCGGCAGAGCUCCGUUUUCCGCACCAAGUCCAGCCAAGGCCACGGAUCGCAUUCGCAAAGUGGAUCUGCAGGUGCCUGGUUACGUGCCGCCACUGGCCGCAGACUUGAUGCAAAAGCUCUUGGUUCGUGAGCCUGCGAAGCGAAUCGGGCUGUCGGACGCUCUGAAGCACAAUUGGAUUGCCCUCCAAGUGCCUGGUACAUCCCUGGAGCUGACCAAGUCCACCGCCGAUGUUGGCGUUGCGAAGCAGCUGGAGCUUGCUGCGAGGCCGCCGACUCCGAACAAGGUUGUGCAGCCGCUAGCUCCACCUGCUGCCACAAAGGAGGUCACGGUCGACAGGGGACCCGGGCCAAGCUCCUAUGCGGAGGCCGUGCCAGAGAGCAGCCCAAACACGGCAUCCCCAGCAUCGACGCUCUCAGUGGCACCUGCUGGAGUUCGGCAUCGAGGCUAUUCCGAUGGGGACGGCAGCUUGGCGCCAUCGUGA